Messenger RNA from Colletotrichum navitas, 1821 nucleotides. Its product is annotated as translin. Gene Ontology annotation, biological process: RNA metabolic process. The transcript is spliced from 5 exons. Lineage: Eukaryota; Fungi; Ascomycota; Sordariomycetes; Glomerellales; Glomerellaceae. Gene Ontology annotation, molecular function: single-stranded DNA binding; sequence-specific DNA binding; RNA binding. The record is from RefSeq and is a predicted model, not a curated record. The coding region runs from base 467 to 1351 and encodes 294 amino acids. Gene Ontology annotation, cellular component: nucleus; cytoplasm.
CUUUGCCUUUUGGCUUAGAUCAAGUGUAGUAUCUGUUCUUUUCAGUUUAAUCUCUGAAAGAUGCCUACUGGCAUCAAUCUUGAUUAUUCCUAUUUUUGAUCACCGGAGACAGCCUCUAUGGCUUGCCACAUGUUGUCUCCAACGUGUCCCUGGUAUAACACUGCCUCCAGGUGAUGCAAACCCGCGAUCUUCAUUGCAACUGUCUGGCUUGCCCAGGCUUGUGAAGAAGGUUAUCCGUCUUGUAUUCUAAAUUCGCGUCUUCGGUCCUGUCGAGGACAAGUUAAUGUGCCGAACCAGAAUAGUACGCCAGCUGAGCUGCCGCUUGGGAAUGCGACUCGCGUGACGGAUAUCCAUGCUGACCCGCCCUUCUAAAUUUGCCAAUCGUGACCGCCUUCCCAGUUGAAUAGUUUUGCUCGACCCUUGGAUCAUCAAAUAUAUCACGACGGUGCUGCUACUGGCAAAUAUUAUGUUAAUCUCGCGUGGUUGUACUUGUGCUGUUCCAACUGCCAUUAAAACGAGUAGCUGUACGUCAAUCAACUCCUAUCGCUCGGUCGCAUCACCAGUCAUGGACAACGAUACCAACAUGGGCGAGGUCCCCGCAUCCCGUCUGCUAGACCCCCAAAUCUUUGAGCACCUCAAGAACAAGAUCGAUGAGGAUCAGCAGGUCCGUGACCAGAUGAGCCAGACCGUCCAGAAGCUCGACAGGACCAUCUCCUACGUCCAGGGUCUGCUGUCCCGCAUUCACGCAACCCCGCGUGAGCAGUACGGCCCCCUGCUGUCAGACGUGCAGGCGGGAAUCCAGAAGGAGAUCGAGGUCAUUGGAGAACUCCAGGAAAUAGCCUCCAAGCACCCUUACUACAAGUACAGCCAGAAGUGGAAUCGUCAAGUGCAGAAUGCCAUCUUCACCGUUCUCCUUUGCGGCUGGCUGGGUGGCUUCACUUCCGACGGCAAGCCUGGCCCCGUUGCCCGACUUCUGACCCUCGAGGAGGUCGGCGAGAUCUUCAAGGUCCCCGUCAACCUCAAGGACCGUGACGCUUUCCACCUCACCAUCGAGGAAUACCUCCUCGCCCUGGUGGAUCUGACGCAGGAGCUCUCCCGUCUCGCCACCAACUCUGUGACUCUCAGCGACUUUGCCAUGCCCGUCGAAAUCAGUAGCUUCGUCAAGGACCUCUUCGCCGGUUUCCAGCUGCUUAACCUCAAGAACGACAUCCUCCGUAAGCGCAUCGACGCGGUCAAGUACGACGUCAAGCGUGUUGAAGACGUUGUAUACGACCUGUCCCUUCGCAACCUGAUCCCGCAGAAGCAGAAGGAGGUUGUCACCGACGCGUCGACUUCCGUUCCGAAGGCGUGAAUGGGACCAGGUGGAUAUUCGUCUUCGAGAGGGCUCAUUGUCUAGGGUUCAUGUCGGUUACACCUACCCUGUCUGAUUGAAGUAUGAAAUCCCGCAUUCUAUUACUUUAUUGUUUCGGGAAGGAAUCUCAAAAAGUCAUUUGUUACAAAUGUGUUGAUGCAUUGGGGACUUUCGCUAUGUGCCUUAUGCUGCUCAGUGUCAUGAUGUCCAUGAACCAAUUCACCCGCAGCUGUGACGAAAACUCAACAAGCUCCACAUAGCUUGUCCUGUAUUAUUGAACCGUGUGCACUGAAGCUUAGAAUUGUGAUGGGAGAGCAAUGGCGAACAAAUGAGGUAACACUCAUGUUCAAUUCAUUUCAAUGCAGGACAUAGGGACACUGGGGGCUGCGCACUGGUCUUAGGCUAUAUAUAAUUUCCUGUCACUACCAAUUCCAACCUACUAUCACUGGAUGAAAACAUCCGCAGAUCCC